CACGCUCAAAAACGAAAAAUAGAGAGGUCCCGGAUGUCCCUCAUCACUAAAUUUCUAUAUUCCUUAGAAAUACCUCAGAAAUUACUCAGACAACCUGAACAUACCAGAGCGUCAACUCAACGACAUGCUUGCUUUCUCAGACCAAAGUACGUAUUGUCGAUGCGUGCAAAAUGAAUUGCUCGUGGGGACAGAAGAUAGCUCAUGGUUACGAAGUCGUUUCACGUGACUCUGCGUGGUGAUGCGUGUGAUUCAAGGCCAGCCAAAGAAAAAGAAGACCGCGGUUCUCGCAGCAAGCAAGAUGAAAUCCUUGAGCUCGAAGCUUAGACGUCACAAGGCCUUCGUUCUGCUGACGGUCGAUUGCGCCAGCGCACCCAACGAGGACGUGCUGGUCGUUUCAACAGCAUAUACCCGUGCUCAUAUGCGUUAUGCUUCCGUCGUCAUCAGUUCUUUCCUGUGAAACGAAGAAGCGUUUUUCAGCCCCAUGUCGCUCUCUUCGUUAUCGGGACAGACGAUACGAUGGUGACGACGUUUGCAGCCACACAUGCGUCACUCGGAAAAGCAGGAUUUCGUAAUGGACCGCCAUGCCACACACACACACGCACAAAAAAAAAAAAGAAAGACUAGCACACUUUACAAGACUACCAUCGAAUCACAGAACCGGCUUCGGUCUCUAGGAGGAUCUCUAAAGUCGUGCUGGACAAGAAGCGACGCUCAGGCGCUGCCGUGCUUCGGCCAGAACUGGGCGUCAUAUAGUCUGCCAACUUCUGCUCGCGACGGCCGCACGUUCACCAUCUCGUCGUCCCCAGCUGCCGUGGCGAGCCGCCUAUCAUCUUCAGGGUUCCGCCGCUGCUUCCUUCGCCGCGUUGCGGACUGUCUCACGGCCAAGGCUACUUAAGGGGGCUUGGGUGGCCGGGAUCGACUUUUCGCUUUCUGGAGUACGAGACGGCCGAGCCCGUCAUGAGGGUCCUCGUCGCGGUGGCGCUUCUGCUGGCCGCGGAAGCUGUGGCAGGGUUCGAGAACGGAAAGGAAUACGUGUACAACUAUGAAGGAAAGAUUCAAACGAUAAACUUGGAUCAGCCACUACAAUCCAACGGACUCGCCUUCCGUAGUAAGAUAGCCUUGCAGCCUAAAGGUGAUCUUACAUUAUUCAAGGUCUCGGACUUCGUGGUCGACUUGUUCCACGGUGAAACGAUCAACCUCAAGACGCACACCUUCAACUUUCAACCCCACGAACAGCUGACCAACUACCUAGAAAGGCCCUUCGCUGCUGCAUUCAAGGAAGGCCGGGUCCAGCACGCUGAACUGGGUAAGGAUGAGCCUCUCUGGUCUCACAACAUCAAGAAAGCCAUCAUUAGCCUGUUCCAGCUGGAUCUGUCCAAACGAAGCCAGAUCAACCCACUAGGCAACGAGUUCGUCGUGACCGAGGAUGGUCUUCACGGUCAAUGUCAGACGACCUACGUCGUGUCGGAAGAAGACGAAGGCCUGGAGGUGACAAAGAUAAAGGACCUAGAAAAGUGCAACCACCAGGCCUACCACUUUACGGGAACGCUCAAAGGACGACCGUGCACCAGCUGCAAGUCACAGAGAUGGUUGCCUCUCACGAUGACGUCAGAGGUGAAGUACCGCUUGAAGGGCACGAGAGAACGUUACGUCAUCGGCUGCGCGUGCGGAAGUUCUGACCAAGUGCUCGCACCCUACGGAGACGGCAAAAAGUUCCACGUGCAAGUCAACAACACGGCAACACUUGUGGAGGAACGAGACAGUGCCGCGGAGAUUUCGCUACCCGAGGUCGAAAGCCACCAGCGACUGUCGCACUCUUUUCCCAAGGCGGAAGACGCCGUCACGGGUCUCGAACUGCAAGCACCGAACCACUACGUGCGCGAGUUCGGACUGAGCGGAAGCAAAGAAACAUUCAUCGAGGGUCUGAAGAGGCUGGCAGCCAUCGAGUACAGCGAAGAGGACUACAAGAACAUGCGUGACAAGCCGAGUGGCGGCAUGCUCUUCCUGCAGCUAUUCUCAAACAUGCUGACCUUGACAUACGACGAGAUAUCGGAAAUCUACAACCAGCACAUUCUCAACGCGCCCAAUGGAGCGAAGAAGUACAUCAGGGGCGCCUUCCUUGACCUUCUGGUGGCCGCUGGCAACAACCCGCACAUUUCCUUCGCUCUCAAGCUCAUCAAUGCUGGUCAACUUAGCACGGAUGAAGCCGACCGCUUGUUGCUCAAGUUUCCCAACAAUCUCAAGGAGUUCAGUGUGGCUGUCGUCAGUGAGCUGGCCAACCUGUGCCACUCCGAGUUUGUGAGUGCCAGCGAGUCGCUGCGAUCCACUUGUGUCCUGGCUGUAAGUGCGCUGGCAGGUGGUGCUAGGUGCAACCGGGCCACGAAUCUGCUCGAGGCUGACUCUGGGCUCUGCUCGCCGCACAUUGUCGAGCUUUUCUUCAACUAUUCACUGAUGCCGGAGGAUGUCAAGGCCAAGUCCGAGCAGCGAAUCAUCUACUACAUUAACGCGGCGGGAAACCUGGCCACAUCGAGCGCUGUUCGCUACCUGCAGAGGUUCGCCGAUCCACGCCACAACCAGUCGGUCACGCGCCGGUCGGCUGCCCUGUGGGCCCUGACGCGAACAGCGGCUCUGAACCCGAGUCUGGUGCGUUCAAUCGUGCUACCCAUCUACGAGAACACGAGCGAGCCUCACGUAGUUCGAGCCGCAGCGUUCAUCAACAUCAUCUUCAGCAACCCGGACCUGUACAUACUUCGCCACAUCGCGCGAAGUCUGAUCGACGACCCCAGCGACAACCUCGUCUCCUUCGUGAGCAGCAGCUUCCGGGCCAUCGCCAACUCGAAGUUCCCCUGCGUUCAGGACCUCGUGGAGAAACUGCGCCACGUGCUUCCGCUGUGGGCCAACGUGCGAAGGCUCUCCAAGCCAGUGGACAUCACGAAUUCCGUUACGUACGCCAGUAGUGGAUACAGCCGCGAGUACGACAUCGGCAGCCUGAGCGUACUGUCCGUCUUACGCUCCGAGGACAGCUUCCUGCCGCAGAGCAUCUACGCCGCCACCCAGGCGUACGCAGCUGGCAACGUGUACGAGGUCUUCGCACUGAGCUUCGAGCAGUGGGGUCUGGACAGGCUUGUGAACGCUCUGUUGGGCCCGCGUCCGGGCUCCACCAAGACCCUGUGGAACGUGCUCAGCAGGCCCCGCUUCACUCGGAGCACCUCGGAGACGAACCGCAAGCACAUUGAGCAGGCGCUUCCCAUCGCCGACCGCGAAUACGAGCCAAUGAACGCACGGCUCAACGUUCAACUCUUUGGUCACACUGUGAAGCUGAUGCAAUUCGACGAAUCAACUCUCGCGGCGUUCCAAUCUAACGAGCCUCCGGCGGCUGCACUGGCUCACGUGCUGGGAGAGAACGUACACUCGAAGGACUUCCACCUCGUCGAAGAUCUCAUAGUACUCGUGCCCACUGAAGUUGGCUUCCCAACAUACUUUGACAUCAAGACGGCCGACUUCACCUACGGGAACCGAGCCAAGUUUGACUUUGAGCACACCGAGGACGGCAAGUUUGUGGUGGACUUCAAAAAGCACUUUGUGCACGAGACCCGCUCGUACAAGAUGCUCGGCAUCGCACUCACCUUCAACCGGACGUCGCUGGGUUCGGGCUACGACUCGCGCCAGCUGUUCUCGUUACCCCUGGAGCUGCAGUUGACCUUGGACCCGGUGAACCACAAGCUGAAUGUGAAGCGACCCGUGUCACCGCCCGUCGACUUGUUCAGCUACCACUUUGUGCCGUUCACAUUCCAGCUUCCGUACGAUCGAAGCACCAUUGAGGAGCCCAAGGCGCUACCCGGAUAUCCUCUUUACAACAACGAAGAUCUCUACUUGUUCGACAGGACAUACCUGAACGGCUCGCUGGGAGUGUCCGUAAACUUCCAGGGAUACGCGCUCAAGAAAGACCUCAAUGCAAACCUACGAGAGUUCUUUCACGGCAUGGAUCUCCGCGAGAAGAUUGAGUACCUGGUCGUGAACCCACGCUGGAGUCCGCGAGCUUUCCGCAUGCAAGUCCUUCCCGCCGAGCACGACCCCCUGAGCGUGGUAGAGCUGGACCUGUCUCAUCACUUCUACAAGCCAGAAGACACAGAGAGGCAGACGCAGUUCGGCCUGGAAGACCUGCCCGCCGCAGGCUCGGAGCGUCCGUAUACACAUGCGGUGCUGGGACGCCUGGCCUUUAGGGGCGGCCAGAGGGAGAGGAAACUAUCGUGGGAGCUUAGAUACUCGUUCAGCAAGGACCUGUUCCGUCACAAGCUGCUGUUCCACUACGACAGACAGCCGUUCUCACCGUCCGAGCAUAGCCACACUAAGAUAUGCCUCGAAGCUUCCGCCAAGUUCCCGAGGCCAGAUCACACGAAGCUCGGUGAAAUUGCUGCUUUCCACCAAGGAAAAGAGAUACAGGCAUUCAUGAAGCUCUACUACGGCAGCAACUGCGUCGACGACUCGUCGAUUUAUUUCAACGGCAAGUACACGCACACUGACGAAGACGCCAAGGACAUACAAGCCAAUGCAGCUGGCGCUCCACUUGCUUCAAAGCGACUCAGCAGUUUGCGAGAACUGUACGCGAAGUGUUUAAAAGACAAAGAGCACGGGAUUCCGCUGAGUCAUCACUGCGUCUACUAUCUGUACCGCAGCAGCCGUCUUGGAAAACUCGUCCUUGAUGUGCAGUACAAGAAUCCGAAGCCACUGCUUCCGACUUUGCUGCGACAAUACCUAGCGUACUCCAGGCCUCACAAGGCUAAACCCGGUUUCCUAAGCAUCAUCUUCUCGCACAUGACCGGGCCGUCUGGCGAGCUGCACGUCGAGUCCCAGGUGCCGGCUUCGGCUAAGAAACCGCACGCGGACGUAGUGGUCACCGACCAGAGCGGCCACUCACGCCACUACGACCACGUUCCCAUAAGGACACACCUGCUGGAGCCGCGAGUAUUCAUCGCCUUCCGGUACAGCAACCUGGCCGAGUACUCUCCUUACUACAGGCACCGGUACUGCGACGUUCAGGGCCAAAGCGCAAGGGCUUUCAACGGCGUCAUUGUUGACUUGCCCAAGACUGACUGCUACAAGGUGGUCGCCCGAGACUGCUCCGUGAACAGGAGGUUCGUCGUCUUGGCAAGGGCUCUGUCAAAUUCUGCAUUCUCGAAGGCUCUGAAGGUGUUCAUACACAACACCGAAAUCGAGCUUCUGCCCGCGGGAGACGGUCACCAGGUCGUGGUGAAAGUCGACGGGGCUGCGGUGGCUGUCACCGACGACAAGGCCUACGCACACACACUCGAAGGCGCCGAACUCUUCACCGUCUCCAAGACCCACGGCAUGUACGAGAUACUUUCCAAGUCGUACGGCCUCGACGUCUUCCUCAGCAGCCAAGUCCUCUUCGUUCAGGUCGCUCCUUUCUACCGAGGCAAGCUGUGCGGAUUGUGCGGUGACUACAACUACGACCGGCAGCAUGAACUCGUGGGCUCGAAUCUUCAUCGCUACAAGGACACCCUUAGCUUCGCGAAGAGCUACGUGGUCCCCUCAGGAGACUGCACUCCGCCCUGAACUUUUCCCGUUGAGCUUAAAGGUCACCGGUCAGACACAAGCUGAGGAACUUUUAAAGAAGCUUGAUUCGCGUGUGACAGCUCUUCCACGACAGACUUAAAAAUUCAAGAGCAUUAGCUAUGCAACUUCGUCGUGUUGUCAGUGUUUCACACUAAGUCAAGAAAUGAAGGACUAUGCAAUCAUUCCCUGUUACCGUUUGUCAGUUAGUCGCGGAAGAUGUCACAGCUGCCUUAGAUGUCUCGGUACAAGCAGUCCGUGCGAACUCAGAUAUCACUGCCAGAGAUGUCUCGCCUUAGGAAAGGCUCAAGACCAACCCUUGCCAUGUCGCGAUAACGCUAUUGCACUCGUAAAGAAGCAUGACAAAGUAUUGGUUAAAUAUUGGUAGUGUGUCUGGUUGAGUGAUAUGGAUUAGCGCAGGAUUGGAAAGAUCAGAGAUAGGCUGAGGGAUGAGCAUUAUGACCCUGAGAAUUCCAAAAACAACCAGGGCAAACAACAUCUUUAUUUUUUUGGUUCCCUGUGUUCUACGACAAACAGAAAUCCGGUUAGCAUGCGGGGAAAUCAUGCGGACUUCAUAUACCUUUUCAUAUCAGACUGAUGACUUGGAGGAAAGCGCACGUAUACCUAGCCUUGUAAUGAACGCGAAAUGAUCCUUGAGGUUGCUACUGUAGGCUAGUUAAAGCAUGCAAGGUUGUCCUUGACUUGAGCAAAAGAUAUUCGCACGGUCCAUAUCUAUACAGAGAAGUAGAAUGCUCUCUACAUGAUGCCAGUCAGAGAACAAGGAGUGUGAAGUGAAUGAAUAAAGAGUGAUCCUAAAAAGCA
This is a messenger RNA of Dermacentor andersoni, 6396 nucleotides long. RefSeq names its product vitellogenin-6-like. Gene Ontology annotation, molecular function: lipid carrier activity. Gene Ontology annotation, biological process: lipid transport. The record is from RefSeq and is a predicted model, not a curated record. NCBI's taxonomy places the organism in Eukaryota, Metazoa, Arthropoda, Arachnida, Ixodida, Ixodidae.